Scleropages formosus (Asian bonytongue) is the source of this 612-nucleotide messenger RNA. It is a transcript of the gene rcvrnb, whose product is annotated as recoverin b. Lineage: Eukaryota; Metazoa; Chordata; Actinopteri; Osteoglossiformes; Osteoglossidae. Bases 1 to 612 code for a protein of 203 amino acids. The record is from RefSeq and is a predicted model, not a curated record. The transcript is spliced from 3 exons. Gene Ontology annotation, molecular function: calcium ion binding.
AUGGGCAACAGUAAAAGCAGUGCUCUGUCCAAAGAACUUCUGGAGGACCUAAAGCUGAACACCAGAUACAGUGAGCAUGAGCUGUGUGCCUGGUACAAAACCUUCCUGAAGGAGUGUCCCACUGGUCGCAUUACCAGGGAAAAGUUUGAAAGCAUCUAUGCUACCUUCUUCCCUGAUGCCAACCCCAAAGCCUAUGCACAGCAUGUUUUCCGCAGCUUUGACUCCAACAGUGAUGGUACCCUGGACUUCAAAGAAUACAUUGUGGCUCUGCAUCUGACAUCAUCUGGAAAGACGAUGCAGAAGCUGCAAUGGGCCUUUGUCCUUUAUGAUGUCGAUGGGAAUGGCACUAUCAGUAAAAAUGAGAUCCAGGAAAUUGUGAAGUCCAUAUUCAAUAUGAUCUCGAAAGAAGACCAAAAGAACCUUCGACAUGAUGAAAAUACACCGGAAAAAAGAACAGAUAAAAUAUGGGACUUUUUUGGAAAGAAACAAAAUGAUAAAAUAUCUGAAGGAGAAUUUAUUCAGGGCGUAACGGACAAUAAGGAAAUUCUCAGGCUGAUCCAGUUUGACAAACCACAGAAAGUCCAAGACAGGCUAAAGGAAAAGAAGCUGUAA